Molecule: messenger RNA, 630 nt
Organism: Malania oleifera
Lineage: Eukaryota; Viridiplantae; Streptophyta; Magnoliopsida; Santalales; Ximeniaceae
Product: transcription factor AIG1-like
Exons: 2
Coding region: 1-630 (209 amino acids)
Biological process (GO): regulation of DNA-templated transcription
Molecular function (GO): DNA-binding transcription factor activity
Source: RefSeq, a predicted model, not a curated record
AUGGCUUCGGGUUUGCUGGAGUAUGUUCUGGGGUGUGGCUGGACUUCUCGGGUAGAUCACUACAGCAGAGCAGCGAUUGGGAGAGGCUCAGCAGAACUAGAAGGAGGAGGAGCUCUUCCGGGCCGCAGCAAGCUGGUGGCCAGAGUUGUGGCGGCUUCUCGGGAAGGCAGCACUCUAGGAGUAGCAGCAGGCUGGAGAAGCAGAAGGAGGAUUGAAUGUCUCGGCUGGGAUGUAAGGGACCUGAAGAAGCAGGCAGCGGAAGCAGCGGAGCAUGACGGCGACGUCAGUGGCGGCGGCGAGGGAUUUGAGACCUUUUGGUGCUUCCCUGGUGAUGUGGAUGAUGUUACGCUGAGUUACUGCGGCGAAGGCGUGGAGAUGAUAAAGGCGACGGUGUGCUACGAGGACCGACCCGGUUUGAACGGGGACUUAGCACGCGUGAUCCGGUCGGUGGGGGGGAGGGCGAUGAGGAUGGAGAUGGCGAGGGUGGGCGGAAGGACGGAGAGCAUGGUUAUGAUGCAACGUGGCCGCAACAGAGAUUGGCGAAAGAAGGGAAAGGGGGAGGAUGAGAGGGAAAGGAGCGAGGGAGAUUGGGGGAACGUGCGGGUUUUAAUUUUCAUGUAUGACUAUUAG